ACGACACAUCAACAGUAAACACUCUCUCACAUAGAAACUAUAGAAAAGGAUAGACCAUGGUAUACAGAACUCACGAAGGAAAGCUGGGUAUCGUCACCGGCGGCUCUCGAGGAAUCGGAGAAGCAGUCGUCAGACGCUUAGCAGCCAAAGGCUGCAACAUUCUAAUCGUCUACACCUCAAACUUAUCCAAAGCACUCACAGACAAAAUCACCUCUGAGCUUUCGACAACCCACAAAAUCCACAUUUCCAGUGUACAAGCAGACCUCACUGAUCCCGUCAACGCUAUACCAAAGAUCGUCGAUGCCGCAAAGGUAUUCUACAAAUCAUACUCACCAAGUCCUGCUGCUAGUAACGGCAAAGAACUACAAGUUGAUAUCCUAAUCAACAAUGCCGGUGUGGGAUCCAAUCAAUUCCUCAACGAUGCUACAAAGGGUCCCAUAGACAUCACGGAGUAUAAUCGGGUGUACAAUGUCAAUGUUCUGGCACCACUAUUACUUACUCAAGCUCUCGCCCCGUUUCUGCCUACGGAUCGAUCAGGAAGGAUUGUGAAUGUGUCUAGUGUUUCUUCCUCAAUUGGAUACGAGGGUCAAUCCGUGUAUGCUGGCACGAAAGCGGCCUUGGAAGCAAUGACGCGCUGCUGGAGUCGAGAGUUGUACGACAGGGCUACUGUCAACGCCGUUAAUCCGGGCCCUGCGUGGGGUGACAUGUAUGCGCAGGCUGGUGAGAAGUUUUGGAAAAUCAAUCAGCCCUAUGUUGAUGCCGCGCCCCUGGCGGCUUAUAAUGGGGAAGAGGCAGUGUUGAAGGCUGCGGGAGAUGAUGCGGAGAGAUUUGAUAAGACGGUUAGAGAAGGUAUGGGAGGGAGAAGACCGGGUUUUACGAGUGAGAUCGCGGGGACGAUUGUUAUGUUGUGUACUGAGGAAAGUGGAUGGACAACUGGUAGUGUCGUUUGUGCGAAUGGGGGUAUGAAGAUGUCUAUUGCAUAGGCCUUUGCGGCGAAACUAACUGUACAGUAUUCUGUCAUGUGCAUACUCAAUCUCAUAGAUAGUUCAUACAUGGAUCUGACAGUUAUAGAGAC
Molecule: messenger RNA, 1075 nt
Organism: Talaromyces stipitatus ATCC 10500
Lineage: Eukaryota; Fungi; Ascomycota; Eurotiomycetes; Eurotiales; Trichocomaceae
Product: short-chain dehydrogenase, putative
Exons: 2
Coding region: 57-983 (308 amino acids)
Molecular function (GO): oxidoreductase activity, acting on the CH-OH group of donors, NAD or NADP as acceptor
Source: RefSeq, a predicted model, not a curated record